UACAUCAUGACUUCAAGGCUCGGCAUGCUUUGGGGACCGUGGAUGAAGGGCUGGCCAACUUGAGGCAAGACGUUCAACGUGUCUUACUGGAGCUGAGGCCCCGCGCAACGCUACCAGAAUGAAAGAAAGUACAUAGCACAAAUACCAAGGUCUAAUGUGGGGCUGUACUGCGAGGCGCUUGCAAAGCUUUGUGUUCUAUGUCCCAUCUAAUUCGGACACUUUCAGUGAAAAUAACGAUGGCAUUGACCUGGCCCAUCACAGAGUUUCCACGCGUGCAAGUCAUAGGAUCGCUCACGAGGCAAGCGAAAAUGGCGGCGGGUUUUUGGGCAAGAGAUAUCCGUGCUCAACACCCGAGUGACCAUCAUUGUACCAGUCAGAGACCGCAAGUCACCCGUAAUCCAUUUACUGCAUGCGGCACAAUAGAAACAAGUUCUACACCAGUCCCGCGUCCAGUAUCUCUCGGAGUCAAAGUCCCUGUGAGGGCAGGUAGGAAUCCGCUUGCACCAGAUCGCAAAUGGCGGUACCUUGCGAAAUCUAUAGUGGUAGUAUGUCCUGACCACGAGACUGUCUGCGCCCUCGGACGAAAUUGUCAUCUCCAGGCUGCACUCGAUUUGGGCUUGUGGGGGUGUAGAGCACGUGUGCGUCAGGAUACGGUUGCCUCGAUCGUCGUGCGCAACCUGGUAUCGCCCAUCGGACUCAUCCCCGAGUAUGGGGUAUCGCCGAUCUUGUUCCGCAUGCUGCCUCCUGAAGUGAUCUUACCAGACGUAACAUCCCGCAAGGCGUGAGGCUAGUGCAGGCGCAAAGAUCGAGAAUCCCGGCGAAUGACGCACACCUUCGCUCAAUGGAUGGCGUCUGAUCCCGAAGCCGCCGCGGGAAUUCUUUUUGAGGGUGUAGUUUGAGGCAGGCUGCGCAAUAUCUCCAGCAACGAUUCUCAAGCAGAAGGAGGAACUGGUUCCGGACCACAUGUUUCUGGUUCAGGGAGAUCAAGGGAUUGAGAUUCUUCAGCAGUCGCGGAAAGCAGAGCGCCUCAUCCUUCAGCACGUACGUGAAACAGUUGUAGAGAGGCUUGCAGGUUAGCGCAAAGCAAGGCUGCGAGGCAAGCG
Aspergillus brunneoviolaceus CBS 621.78 is the source of this 1103-nucleotide messenger RNA. RefSeq lists its product as uncharacterized. The record is from RefSeq and is a predicted model, not a curated record. NCBI's taxonomy places the organism in Eukaryota, Fungi, Ascomycota, Eurotiomycetes, Eurotiales, Aspergillaceae. The transcript has a single exon. Bases 198 to 785 code for a protein of 195 amino acids.